AUGAGCGGGAAGUAUCGGAAUCUCGGAUUUGUCUUGACCCAGGGCGCCUUGGUGGGUUACAGUAUCGAGGUGCGCGAUCCAGUCACGCUAUCUAACACGCGUGGCGUCUCCCUACUUCAUCCUUCCAUUCCCACUCUGGAACCAGGCGCAUCGAGUGCGAUCGUCUGGACGUGGUGCUGGCAUAGCGAUUGGGACGAAUUCUUCAAGCAAAGUGCCGUGUACUCCGAGCAGUUCGUGUGGGUCAAAGCAGACAACUACACAACCAUCACCAAAGAGACAGACUCCAUCUCUCUCACUGGUACUUCCGUCAACGCCAACACGAAAAUCAGUGGCCAGGCAGUGCAAUGCCGGACGAAUCUUGUGGUCACCACGGAGAAUGGCUACAAUUCCACAGUCUUCUUAAAUGUCGUCCCAAAAUACGAUGACUUGAUUGUCAGCCGCACUAAAUUCAUCAUCGAGAAUCAGCAAGAUCUUACACCCGACACACCAGCAGAGGGAGCCUAUCGCGUCUUCGAUAACCAAGCUAACGCUCUCGCGACGUGGGAUACAUCGACAGACCGAAACCCCGGCCACGAACGUGUGGGAAUGGGCAUCCUCAUUGCACGCUGGCUGAAGAAGGACCCGGAGAACUCUGAAUUGCGACGGUCUCUAGAGAAGUACUACACUCGUGUGUCGACCAAGCUACAGGAGGAGAAUGGAUUUGUCCGUGAUAGGCCAAUUGGAAAUGAUGGCAGCAAGAAGCGCCUGUAUAACUGGUCGUGGGUUCUCCAGUUCCACAUCACAGUUGCUGCUCUCGACCUUAAUUUGACCGAAACAGUAGCGGAGAAGGCACCCCUUGAGCGCUUUAUGCUCACCCUGGAAAGCUUUUACGCUGAAGGUGGCGGCGCGUUGUACGCCAUUGACCUCCCCAUUCUAGAAAGCUUGCAAGCGCUCGAAAAGCACGAGAACGAAGAAUGGCUAAAGAAAGCUAAGGAGUUGUUUCUCGCCCAUGGAGAGAAUAUCGCAAAGCGAGGACUCGACUACCCGUCGUUCGAGGUCAACUUUGAACAAUCCAUCAUCGUCUUCGCCGCUGUAGUGCUCCAUGAGCUCUGGCGCUACACAGGCAAUGGCAAGUGGCGGAAUGCCGGCAAGCUACAACUUGAUACUCUCCUCCUCUCUUUGCGGGCAAACAGCCCGACUAUCGCCUCCACGACGUCGCGAUCCGCCACUGGGACGGCUACCGGUUCGAACGACACCCGAGAUGAUGCGGCCGCGGCCUUGAAGUCGGCCAACAGUAUCAUCCGAAACAAUCUUGCUUUAUUUGAGGCGAAUGGGCGCGCUUUGUCUGCGUGCAUUUAUCCGAACUCCGUCAACGGCCGCGCUGGGAACUACAAGGAUCCAUAUGCAAAUGAUCAGGGCUGGGUGCUGGCUCAUCUAUUGCAGAUCGAGGAGGACGAUGCCUUUGAUAGAGAGUAA
This is a messenger RNA of Colletotrichum fioriniae, 1455 nucleotides long. NCBI's taxonomy places the organism in Eukaryota, Fungi, Ascomycota, Sordariomycetes, Glomerellales, Glomerellaceae. The record is from RefSeq and is a predicted model, not a curated record.